AUGGUCCCGGAUUUCCUUCCUGAUGGGAGCAGCGGCAGCGAGCACAAGGCCAGUGGAAUACGGAUUUCAAUCGACCGGGGAGGUACAUUUUGCGACGUUGUUGCAGAGAUUCCAGGACAGGAUGAUCUGGUCUUCAAGUUAUUAUCCGUAGAUCCAAACCACUAUGCAGAUCCAGCAACGGAAGCGAUCCGGCAAAUACUAGAGCAUGUUGAAGGCAGGACUAUCCCAAAAGACGAAAAGCUUGACGGAUCGAGCAUUGAGAGCUGCAGGAUCGGAACAACGAUCGCGACCAACGCACUUCUCGAGCACAAGGGCGAAAAGUUCGCUUUCGUGACGACGAAAGGCUUUCCGGAUGUCUGUGUUAUUGGCGAUCAGACCAGGCCGAAGCUGUUCGAUCUCCGAGUCGAAAAGGCAAAAGCUCUGCACGAUGUCUCAAUAGAAAUUGAUGAACGAGUUACGAUCGAGGAUCAUGAUUUGAAUUCUUUCCCCAGAACAGAAGAAGAGCUUCUACAGUCUAAGGAUGUGGUCAAGACGCCCAGUGGCGAGUUUGUCAGAAUCUUGAGACGACCAGACGAGACAAUAGUCAAGGCCCAGCUGAUGGAUCUACGGCGUCGAGGAUAUCAGUCGCUUGCUAUCUGUUUGAUGCAUGCCUGGGCGUAUCCAGAACAUGAAAUGAUGGUUGCCGCGAUUGCGAGGCAAGUUGGCUUUCGGCAUGUCACCACAUCACACGAGACACACCCGGCUAUCAAACUCCUUGAUCGAGCCACGGCAGUCUGCUCAGAAGCGUACUUGUACCCGAUUGUACAGGACUAUAUUUCACAAUUCGAGGCUGGAUUCGAGCGAAUGCCCCAACGAGUUGAAUUCAUGUGCUCCGACGGAGGACUUCGCCAAUCCCGCAAGUUCACCGGUAAUGGGGCCUUGUUGAGCGGGCCUGCGGGAGGAGUCGUUGGCGUAGCUCAGUCUUGCUACGACUCAUCGGAGGGCACGCCGCUCAUUGGGUUUGACAUGGGCGGCACAAGUACUGAUGUAUGUCGUUACGAUGGCAAAUACGACUUUCUCCAAGAGACAAAGAUUGCGGAUCGGAAUAUUAUUGCGCCUAUGCUUAACAUCGCUACUGUCGCAGCUGGAGGCGGAUCAAUUCUAAGUCUCCGCAAUGGAUUACUCGCUGUGGGCCCGGAGAGCGCGGGAGCAUACCCAGGACCAGCUGCGUAUCGAAACGGCGGACCUCUGACAGUGACAGAUGCGAAUCUAUUCCUCGGUAGAUUGGUGGUAUCUUCGUUCCCAGCUAUCUUUGGCAAGGACGCAAACGAAUCCUUGGACGUAGAUGUAGUGAGGAGCAAGUUCAUCGAGUUGACGCAUGAGUUUAAGAACCAGACCGGGCAAGACAUGUCUCCGGAGGAUCUCGCGUUGGGCUUUCUUGACGUUGCCAAUGAAGCCAUGAGCCGACCAAUUAGGAAUACGACUGAGGCCAGAGGUUAUGCCCCCGAAAAGCAUCACCUGGUCUCCUUUGGCGGAGCAGGUGGACAGCACGCUUGCGCUAUUGCUGACAAGCUGUGUAUCACCACUGUGUUGAUUCACAAAUACUCCUCGCUACUCUCCGCCUACGGAAUAUCUCGGGCACAGCUUCAGCACGAAGAGUCCAUUCCAUUUUCCGGAGACUGGUCACCUGAUGUGUUAGCCAGGAUACGAUCACAGACCGAGUUCUUGAGAAAGAGAGUGGAGCAGAUAUUGAUGUCUCAGGGAGCGAGAUCCGAUACCCUGGAGUACAGCGAGGCUGUUAAUCUGCGGUACUUCGGUACUGACACAUCACUUACGAUCUCGCAACCCGCGGAUGAAGACUAUGGACGAGCUUUCGUAGAGGAACAUCGAAGAGAGUUUGCAUUCACAAUGGAGCGAAGAAUCGUCGUUGAUUCCAUCAAAGUCAGAGGUCUGGGCUCAUCUGGCUCAUCCAAUAUUUCCAAGCCGUUUGUCGACGAGCCGAAGGGGACGAUAAGUGCCGGAAAUGUUGCCCCAACCUCUGAACACCAACCAAUGUAUAUGGACAAAAGCACACAAGAUGUGCCUGUAUAUCGGCUCGCAAACGUUCAAAAAGGGUGUCAGAUCCAUGGCCCUGCUUUGGUCAUCGAUGAGACUCAGACCGUCUUCGUCGAGCCCACAUUCACAGCGUGCGUUCUCAAGGACCACCUCGUAGUAAAGAAAUCACAGGCAGUGGCCACGAAACAUCAGACGUCCGGUUCUAAGCUCAAUGCAGUCGCCCUGUCAGUUUUCGCUCACCGGUUCAUGGCUAUAGCCGAACAGAUGGGUAAUACACUGCAACGGACCAGCAUCUCAUCUUCCAUUCGAGAACGCCUGGACUUUUCGUGUGCCAUCUUCUCUCCAGAGGGCAAACUCGUCGCCAACGCGCCCCAUAUUCCGAUUCAUUUAGGGAGUAUGCAAUUCGCGAUCCAAGCGCAGCACCGCCACUGGGAAGGGAGACUGAAGCCUGGAGACGUCCUACUCACCAAUCAUCCCGAGUGGGGUGGAACACAUCUACCUGACUUGACGGUGGUUACGCCUUGCUUUGUCAAGGACGAGAUUGCAUUUUACGUUGCCAGUAGAGGGCAUCAUACAGACAUUGGCGGCAAAGGGAUCACGAGUAUGAUGCCUGAAAGCAAAGAGCUCUGGGAGGAAGGUAUCAGCGUUGAGAGCAUGAAGAUUGCCAGUGGGGGGAUCUUCCUCGAAGACGAAGUAAGAGCGGCGUUUGAUCGAGCUGGACAGUAUCCCGGAUGUGCUCCAACGAGGAGAAUACAGGACAAUCUGAGCGAUUUGAAGGCACAGAUGUCUGCUAACCAGAGAGGCUUGACGUUGAUCGAAAAGCUGUGCUCGGAAGCAGGUCUCCCAAUGGUUCACCAAGCAAUGGAGGGCAUCCAAGCGAAUGCUGAGUUUGCCGUUCGAUCGUUCCUGAGGGGACUCGCGGAGAAACACCCGAACCCGCUAUCUGCCACAGAUCACUACGACGACGGAACACCAAUUCAUCUCACCAUCACUAUCGAGCCCUCGGACGGCUCCGCGACGUUCGAUUUCUCCGGCACAGGCCCUCAAAUCUGGGGCAAUUUCAACUCUCCUAUAUCCAUCACCCACUCCGCCGUGAUCUACGUCUUGAGGUGUCUCCUUAAUCUAGACAUCCCACUCAACGAAGGCUGUCUCGCUCCCAUCACCAUCGAAGUUCCCAAAAAUUCCAUCCUCAACCCCGGCCCGGGAGUCGCCAUCUGUGGCAGCACCAUCGCCAGUCAGAGAGUCGUAGACACCAUCCUCAAAGCUUUCGGCGUCGUAGCUGCCUUUCAAGGCUGUGCGAGCAGUCUCGGCUGGGGAAUUGGCGGCCGUGACCACUUGACCGGACAGAUCGUGCCUGGCUGGAAUUUCGGAGAAGCUAUCGGAGGCGGAUGCGGUGCCGGACCGGGAUGGCAUGGUGAGCAUGCGACGCAAGUCCAUUCUACGAAUACGCGGAUGACGGAUCCGGAGGUUGUGGAGAAGAGGACGCAGGUUCUCGUGAGGAAGUCGGUUGUCAGAGGAGGAUCGGGAGGGAAAGGAAAGUGGUGUGGUGGGAAUGGGGUCACGAGGGAAAUUGAGGCUCGCAUGCCCAUGAAGUUUAGUAUCUUGAGUGAUCGGAGGGUGUUUGCGCCGUAUGGUAUGGUAGGUGGUGAUGAUGGGUUGCCGGGCAAGAAUGUUGCUUUUAGGAGAGACGGGACUGGUGGUUUGGUUGCGGUUAGUCUUGGUGGGAAGGCGGUGGUCACACUGGAUGAGGGCGAAUAUAUUCAGAUCAAUACGCCUGGAGGCGGAGGAUGGGGUAAACCAGAAAAGUAG
Lecanosticta acicola is the source of this 3843-nucleotide messenger RNA. The record is from the annotation of a GenBank genome assembly. NCBI's taxonomy places the organism in Eukaryota, Fungi, Ascomycota, Dothideomycetes, Mycosphaerellales, Mycosphaerellaceae.